This is a messenger RNA of Drepanopeziza brunnea f. sp. 'multigermtubi' MB_m1, 1404 nucleotides long. RefSeq lists its product as uncharacterized. Lineage: Eukaryota; Fungi; Ascomycota; Leotiomycetes; Helotiales; Drepanopezizaceae. The record is from RefSeq and is a predicted model, not a curated record. Gene Ontology annotation, molecular function: protein-containing complex binding. Gene Ontology annotation, biological process: mitotic spindle organization; meiotic chromosome segregation; kinetochore organization. Gene Ontology annotation, cellular component: Ndc80 complex; kinetochore.
AUGUCAUACAAUCAGCGCACGAGCAUCUUGCCCAAUAUGCAGCAAAAGAACCGCAACAAAAAGAAGGAGGACGAUGUUGACGCAUUCACGCUGCCCGACAUGGAAAUCGCAGGCUGCAUCAAAGAUAUCGGCAAGGGUUUCUCCGGCAUCGAGUUCAAUUUCACCGUGGGAGACCUCCAGAAGCCCAACCCGCAACAGAUCCAAAUGAUCUUCGAAUGGUUCGCUGAGCUCGUCAUGAACGCGACUCGAGAGACAGUCGACCCGGUGAUGCGCGCAGCAGCAGAGGACGUGUGCGGAGAGUACAUGGAGAUUAUCCCGGCCGAGACGCGAAACCUGAUGGGCUUCUACGCCAGCCUGCGCAAGCUGAUGAUUGAGUGUGGCAUCACGGAUUUCUCGUUCCAGGAUUUAUAUAAGCCGACACACGAUCGCUUGGUCAAGAUCUUCUCCUAUCUCAUCAAUUUUGUGCGCUUCAGAGAAAGUCAGACCCAUGUCUUUGUGGAGUAUUUCGACAAGGCGGAAAGAACGAAGAUGAGGAUCGAGAACCUCUACAUGGAGAACCAGGAUAUGGAGGCCCGUGUGGACGAGAUGAAGCGGAAUAAGAAGGCGGUGGAGGCGCAUGUGGCGGAGAAAGUCAGGCGGAAUGAAGAGUUGAAGAGGAGGCUUUUGGAGUUGCGACAGAGCCAGGAGAAGGUCACGCGGAGGUUCGAGAAUGCGAAGGCGAGUAAGAGUGAGAUGACGAGGAUUCUGGAGGAGAAGACCGCUGCGACUCUCGUGUUGAGACAAGAGAGUGCCAAACUGCGACCUUAUGUUCUCCAAUCCCCUGCGGCACUUCAGGCAUCCCUGACUGAUUUGGCAAAUGCUUUGAAUGCCGAGAAGAGCCAAAUCGACGCGAAGGACCGACGAGCACGAGCUCUACAGACAUCUACGGACACUUUCUCCGUCGUAAUCACGGAUGUGGCUUCAUGCAUAAAGCUGUUGGACGAGAUCUCAGCGGAGUUGUCCAAGGAAGAUGAAGAGAAUGUACGGAUAGCCAAACAGAGAGAUGCCCUAGGUGAACGAGGGAACAACGUCCGAGAAGUCGAGAGAACCGAAGGACUCUUGCAACGCCAAUUGUCGAAAUGGGUAGAGCGGACAGAGAAGCUGAGGGAGGGCAGUAAAGAGAAGGCGAUGAGUGCCAAGGAGAGGAUGGAGGAGCUGCGGGCAGUUCAUAGAAAGCUGACAGAUGAGCGUGCUGAGAAGGGUCGUGAGAUGGAGAGAAGGAAAGUAAGGAUUGAGCAGACGGAGAAGAAGAUGGCGGACUUGAAGGAGAACAUCGAGAACGAGAUUCACAGCUCCCACGACGAGUUUUUGAAGAUGGAGUCCCAUAUCAAGCUGUACAUCAAAGAGAUGGAGCAGGCACUUUGA